This is a messenger RNA of Penaeus monodon (black tiger shrimp), 3859 nucleotides long. Its product is annotated as lateral signaling target protein 2 homolog. NCBI's taxonomy places the organism in Eukaryota, Metazoa, Arthropoda, Malacostraca, Decapoda, Penaeidae. Gene Ontology annotation, molecular function: metal ion binding. Gene Ontology annotation, cellular component: early endosome membrane. The record is from RefSeq and is a predicted model, not a curated record.
AAAGAUGAUCCGUCACUUAUGGCCCAGUUUUAUUAUGCUGAUGACGAGCUAAAUAUGAUCGCAGCAGAACUGGAUAGCUUCGAUGGCAGGAAAGAUCCAGAAAGAUGCACUGCUCUAGUCAACCAGCUGCGGCAGUGUCAGGACAGGGUCCUGAACAUCUGCGUGGAGAUGAUGGAUGAGGUUAUUCCCAAUGAGCGGGCAAGCCGUGACUUCCGUGUCAAGUUCCCUGAUGAUGUCAUGCAGGAAAACUUGGCAGGACAGCUCUGGUUCGGGGCUGAGUGUCUGGCAGCAGGCAGCAGCAUCAUGAACAGGGAGGCUGAAAGUUCUCGCAUGAGACCCCUAGCAAAGGCAGUUACCAAGACUAUAGAAACCGUUAGAAAUCUGCUCAGGGAACAGUGCCUGAAGCCCAUGCCAGAAUAUACUGAGAAGAUCCGUGAAUCUCUUAAGAUCUUUGACCGACUGUUCGCCGAGUUUGAGCUGAGCUAUGUGAGUGCCAUGGUUCCUGUAAAGAGUGUGGAGGAACAUGAUGUGCAACAGAAUGUGGUGGUGCUGUUCUCAGAGACAGUCCAGAGGGCACUGCGAAUUGGUUUGGCCUCACAGGAUCAGAUUGAUGACUAUGAUCCAGCUCUGAUGUUCACCAUCCCACGCCUGGCCAUUGUAGCUGGCUUGGUGAUGUUUCCUGAUGGGCCCCUUAAUCUCGACCGUGAACCCCGGAAUUUGUCAGAGCUUUUCCGCCCCUUUAGGACACUGCUAACCAAAAUCCGCGAGCUGCUAUGGACUAUGAGUGCAGGGGAGUUGGCUGCCCUUGAGAAAGCUCUGUGCUCCAUCGACGAGCCUGACACUUCCCUGCCACAGGUGUCUGAUGAGAGUUUUCCAAGCAGUGCUUAUGGCCAGGCUGCCUUCACUUCAGAAUUUGUUCAGAAGUUCUAUGCUAACUAUCCCUCAUGCAAAUACCUCACCCCUGAGCUCAGCUCACUCUAUCAGCCAGGCAAGAAAAUGGAACGCUGUGAGAGAAAAAGGGAACGUACCUCUGGCAAGAGCAGUGGAUCACGCUCCAAGAUGAGGCAGGAGAGGCAGAGUGAGAAGUUCCUGGCCCGGCUGAAUCCCACUGCCGAGGAACGGCCAAGGGCAAGGCGGAGGUCCCGUCGUAGUCACCACCAUAGGCAUCACCAUAACCCAGCACCACUCCCUCCCCCAGACAGUGACAGUGGGGAGGAGCACCAGUCCCAUCACCGGCGUCAUACACGGACAUUGACCCACCAUUCUCACAGCCAAAUCCCACAGCCUCCACCUCCUCCAUAUGACCAGCACCACCAGUCUCACCCAGACCAGCAUCACGCACCCCACCCACCACAGCGCCAUCAACGCUCACGCCGCUCAAGACACCAGCCUGUCACUCACAUCAAAACCAUUGCCUGCUCCUGUGGCACAGUCAGCCAGUAUGAAAAUUCAUACUAUGAGGCACAUGACCCACACCACCACCAUGACAUGCACUAUGGCAACCUUCAGGCUCAAGCACCAAAUGGCGAGGAAGGAGAGACAAAUGUGAUGCAAGAGGAAGGUAGAAACACCUCCACCAACUGUGAUUCCUCCCAUGGAACAGACCAGACUGAGGUCACCUGGAGUGAGGCUGGCCCUUCAUACACAGGAGAUCAUAUUACUGAGGUGUCUCUUAACCUUGACACUCAGGCUACUGGCCAAGACACUGAGGAUCUUACAAAAUCAACAGCAAACAUGAGUGUCCAAGAUGUCUCAGAGAGCUCAAGAAUAGAAUGCUCGAUAUGUGGAAUGUCACAGUCUUGCUCAUGUGAUAACCAAAAUGUUAAAGGCUCAGACAGACGAUUAGAUCUAGAUAAUAUGAGAGGGGAGUUGCCCACUGUGUUUGAAUGUGAUGCUCAACAGUCACCAUUGAACCAAAGCAAUCCACCUUCCACUAGCCACAAACUGGAAACAGAAACUGAUAAAGGUCCUCAUGUCACAGAGAUAGCAUCCGAAGACUGUGUGCCAACAUCAGAUAGUGUAAAUGUUGAGCAUGACCACACAGAUGCCCAUGUUCCCAAUACAAGUUCCUGUUCAAUCCCAGAAGAUGCAGCCAGUCCCAAAAGUGGAGCUUGUUCCAGCGGCUCAACAUCCCCCUACAACUCUGGUGCUGAGGAUGAUGAGGAGGUGGCUUUAGCUCUGCAGGCAGCUGAAGUUGCAGCCACUUGGAGGGCAAGGGCAAGGUUUUCAGAUUCUCAGGACUUGAUCCAUCGGCUAUUUGUCUGCAUCUCUGGUGUUGCGGAUCAGCUUCAAACAAAUUACGCCAGCGACUUGCGCAAAAUCUUAAAGUGCGUGUUCUUGAUGAACCAGAGCCCUCUAGAGGAGUCCCCCAAGAGCGAGCAUGGUGACCAACCUGAAUGGUCUGUUGCCACACAGGACCAGGACCACAGCACAGAGGACUCCAAUGGAGGCAAUGAUUCUGAACGGCUGAGUGUGGAGAGUGCAGAAGAUGCCCUCGUGGUCAUUGGAAGCCCAGAGCACUGCGAUGAUUCAGCUGGGGAGCCUCCAGAUACCCAGCCAGUGGAAGACUCUCCCCCCACCUCUCCUCCAUCUUCUCCCUUGGCCAUUCCUCCGUCCAUUCCCUUCCCUCCCAUGUCCCCUACAUCUCCUUCCCCCCCACUGUCUUCCACGGGGACAGUAAUUCAGCCACCACACAUAUCCUCAGCAGACAUUACUGACUCUCACUCGUCAACCAUCUUGGCCUCCUCGCCUCCCGUGUGCCCUCCGUCCGUGCAGGUCCCAGCAGCAAUCUUCAAUGACCAUGCGCUCCUGCAGUUCUCAGAAGUGACUCAGGCAACCAUUCCUCCAAAUGUGGAUUUGCUCUCUUCUCCUCAAGUGCAUUAUACAGAGUCAUUUGGGCUUAUACCUGAGCCGUUCCCAAGGUCACAGCAGGAGCAGCCUGCCUCAGUGAGAGAGAACAUUGAUGGGGCUCCCUUGAGCAGCCCAGCGGAACGUGGGAGUGACAGUGGCCGCCGAAGGCCAAGGGUGCAAGAGCCACCUGCCUGGGUGCCCGAUCAACAGGCUCCAAGAUGCAUGGCGUGUGGGGCAGCUUUCACUAUGGUCCGCAGAAGACACCACUGCCGAAAUUGUGGAAAGGUAUUUUGUGCACACUGCAGCCAGCAUGCAGUUCCUCUUCCACACUAUGGGAUCUGGAAAGCAGUGAGGGUGUGCAAUGUUUGCUUCCUGUACUAUGUCACAUUCUCCACCGAAACCCCCACUCCUGCAUCCUGACCCCCUCAUGCUGCUGAUCAACUGGAGCCUCACUGCCAUCCGCACCGUUUGUGCCAUCAGCAUCAGCAAGAUCACUGAUUCCAAACAAAGUCUUGGUAAUGUGGUUAGCUUAUUUCUGCAAGUCUCCUCACAUUGGGUUUUCCUCAUUUACUACUAACAUAAAACUCAUUGACAUCAACCACUAGAGGAAACUAUGUUGUCUUAAUUGACCAAUGCAACACCACCAUUUUACCAUCACCUGUGUGUGCCCAUCUCCUCUUUUUCAUUGACAGUUGAUUCUCAGGAGUCACUCAAUUGACAUACCAUAAACUUUUAAAUAGUUAUGGAAUGCUGGUUGCAGCUUGGUGAAGAGAGUAUGGAUGAUAACCCAUUAGUUUAGUUGAAACAUCAUCAGUAAUAUACAUUGCCAGCAUCUUAGCCUCAAGUUGAUGCCUUAUUCUUUACAUAUUUUAGGAAACCAUGGGUGUCUUGCAAUACAUACCUUACCUGGCACAUAAUGAACAAAUAUCUGUGUAGGAAGAUAUUGUUGGAAGUAGCAGGCAUGUUUACAGUGCUGGAUACUGUGUAUCCAUUAAGACUUCAACAUGAG